CGCGGCGCGUGCGGAAGUAAUUUGCACACACGGAAGUACCGACUCUCCCUCCCUCUUUCUCCCUCGAAGAGAGACUUCAUUUCUAACUUUCCUACCGUUAGUCCUCACAGUAUUUAGUGACAAGAUGCCGGCCUACCACUCACAGUUUACUGAUGCCCAGCUCAAGAUAGGGAACCUGGCUCUUCUGCCUCUUAGGACCAAGUUUAGAGGACCAGCGCCAACUAACAGUAGUGAUGAUAGUGACAUCAUUGAUGAGGCCCUGACCUAUUUCAAGGCAAAUGUUUUCUUCAAGAAUUUUGAAAUCAAGAGUGACGCUGACAGGGUGCUGAUCUACAUCACAUUGUACAUCACAGAAUGUCUUAAGAAGAUGCAAAAGUGUGCCUCUAGGAAUGAGGCUCAGAAGGAGAUGACCUCUCUAGCUAUCGCUAAGUUCAGCAUUCCUGGAGAAGCAGGCUUCCCUCUCAAUGCCAUCUACCUAAAACCAACCAAUAGGGCAGAAGAAGACCAAAUGAGGGCGUACGUACAGCAGAUUAGGCAGGAGACGGGCCAGCGCCUGGUAGACAAGGUGCUUGAUCCAGCCACGAGCAGACCUAGCAAGUUCUGGAUGUGCUUUACCAAGAGAAAAUUCAUGGACCGAAGCCUCUCUGGCCCAGGACAAUGAGCAAAAAUAGAUAUAAGGGCAACUCCAAGGUAUUUUGUCCCAUGCAAUACCGACCACAUCUAAGAUUUCAGUAUCUGAUGACCUUCCAUAUCAAGCUGAUAGCCAUAUAAGAGCUUGAAUCAGACAGAACAUCAAAUAAAAUGAUGUUUUAUGUCGAUAGAUGUUCACAAUUCCAUAUUACAAUUUUGUAAUAUUUGGUAACAUGUGGGACUUGCCUUGGACUUGUUCUUAACUGCUUAUUCAUGAGAGACACGCAUAGUGCACACACACACACACACACACACACGCAUGAGAUCAACUCCAUAUAUUGGUUUAUGAUUUUUGGUAACAUAAUUUAACCUACGAAUUAUACAAAUAAUUGAUUAGGGGUUGUUAUGUACAAUUUUGUAGUUAUUGUGAUUAUCGUGUAGUGAUACCAGGAAAAAAAAAGACUAUUGACUAAUAGUCGUAUCAAGUAAAUUUUUGUGUGUGAUGGUAUAUAAAUGGAAAUUAGGCAUAUGAGGUUUGGAGCACAGAGCCUUCCCUUGUGACCAUUCACCAAGAAUUUAAAAAAUUGUUUACAGUGUUGGUGAGAAAGUUUAUUUACUGUGUAAUUAAAGUGCUACGUAAAAAAUAUUACAAGCAGGAAGAACAGAUAUACAACGGUGCAGUAGUCCUGCAUCUCGUGAUAUCAACUUUCAUGUCAGAAAUCUACAUUCCCUUUAAAUUUAGGUGUGCACUUUGUAUGUCUCUAAAAAAUAAGCUAAAUUAAAUAAUUUUAUAUUGUCAUCUUCCUUCAUGUAUUAUUAUUAAAUAGCCUUUUUUUAUUGAUAGAUAGCUAGGUUUGUUGUUUUGCGUCAUAUGGUUUAAGAAAAUUGUAUUUUCUAGGAAACAUGAUAAUGCAUUCUUUAGUGAACGUCAAUGCGUUGUAGUUGACACUCAUGCAAGACUUGGGAGAUGUGGAACAGUAAAGGACUACCGGGUAGUUACAUAGUUGAAUAUAAUCAAAGUAAAUACAUGGAAAUCCCAGUACAUGUGUAUCAAAGUCACUUGUAACACUUGCCUUCCCAGACAACAAUGUUUUACAUGGUUCCAUAGAUUUUUCUUUUGAAAUGGUCAGUAAGCAUUACAUUUGGCAUAUAAAUUGCGGAUAUUAGAACCUAAAAGAUGAAAGAAAUCGAAGAAUGAAGUGUGUCAUAUGAAUAUUAUUUUGUCUAACUAUAAGCGUAUGUGUAUAUUAUUUGAUGAUGCAUUUGCUGGUAAUCACAAUGUAUAAUGGAAAAAGCUUUUUUAUGAUGUGCAACAGUUCAUAUAUAUAUAUAUACACAAAUUACUCCCAAUAAAUCUGUAAUUACUUCCUUUUCUUGCUAUCAUUAAUAUUUCCCUAAUGUCAUUCCAGUUAUUUAUGAUUCUUUAACAAAAAUUGCAUAUGGAUCUAGGAUGUUUCUGUCUGCUCACAUUUUGUCACAAAAUUAGUUACAGUUUUCAAAACUGUAACUUAUUUUGUAAUAAACUUAUAUAGACUCAAAUAGGAAUGCUUUAACCAAAUAAUGAAAGAUUAUCUGUAUUGUAGUCAAUAUUUUCAUGAUUCAUCCAUGUAUAUUGGCGGUGUUUGACACUGUAGAGACCACACUUUGACGAAAUUUUCCUAAUUUCUUGUCGUCCAAAAGCAUUGUCAUCCAUUAGGAAGAAGGAGGCCCCUAAUUUCUUUUGGAAAUUAAAUUUAAUUAAGUAGUUUGCAUAAAAUGUGUUUCUUCAUAGUGUAGUCAAUAUUGUUACAUUCUUGAGCAAGCAGUCUCAUUAUAAUAUAGUUAGAGAUUAAUUACUUGUUUGUAUUGUUCCCCGAGCCGAGGGAGAAAGUUGUUCUGAACUACUUCUUUGUACAGAGAUCUCUCCAUAUGUCAGUGAUAACUUACUUUUCAAAAUUGUAUUUAUAUUAAUCUCAAUUUUGUAUCAAUGAAAGGAGAAAUAAAGCACCAGUAAAGUAUAUAAGUACACACUCCUAAAGUAGACACCUGCUUUUAUUAUCUUGACCCCUCUAUAAAAUCUUGUCGAAUUGAGGUGAAAAGUGUCCCUUUAAAGCUGUGUUUAUCGGCAUUAUAUUUAUCAUCAUAGUCGGAAUGGUAGUCAUAUCUAUUUCUAUGGAAGUAAAAGAAAUAUUGUCCUUUUCAUUAUUGCUGUAGUUAUAAGAAGAAGAAAGAAAAAAAGAAUAUAUGUAUCAUGAUUAUAAUGAUAAUGAUAAGGAUGCUGGAUAUAUAUGUCACUGCAUUGUAGAUUUUCUUAAAAUAUUGCAAAUUAAAUGUACACUAUUGUACUGAUAGCUCUGUGAA
Strongylocentrotus purpuratus (purple sea urchin) is the source of this 2970-nucleotide messenger RNA. RefSeq names its product actin-related protein 2/3 complex subunit 3-B. The transcript is spliced from 6 exons. Gene Ontology annotation, molecular function: actin filament binding. Gene Ontology annotation, biological process: Arp2/3 complex-mediated actin nucleation; regulation of actin filament polymerization. The coding region runs from base 125 to 661 and encodes 178 amino acids. Gene Ontology annotation, cellular component: cytoskeleton; Arp2/3 protein complex. The record is from RefSeq and is a predicted model, not a curated record. NCBI's taxonomy places the organism in Eukaryota, Metazoa, Echinodermata, Echinoidea, Camarodonta, Strongylocentrotidae.